GAGGUAAACAGUUUGGAUGGGUAGAUGAUACCAACCCCUGCAUUUUUGUAAAGCAAUCUUGUUUGUAUUCAUGACACUCCGUAUUGAACGUAGAGAAAAGGGCGUUUUUAAAAAUCCACCUUUUGGUUUUUUGGGCGUUUAGACUGUAUAGCAUACUACUAUAUUAGCUACAGUGGUAGCAGCAAUCCCCGUCAGUUGGCUCUGCGCCUCCACCGUUCACUGGUCUACAGUUUUGAGCUCCGUCCCUGUUUUUAGUUUUAUUUUGUUAUCGUGCUGGGAUAUUUAUCAAGUUGUACGUGACUGAGAAGCAAAAACAAUAGGCGCUUGAUGUAAUGUUAAUUGAAAGCUGAAAGGAGAUCCGCCAUUAUCAGUCAAGUCGUCGACGAAGCCAUGACGAAUACAUCGCAGCUGUCGUUCCGGGGUGUUAGGGCUUCCAAAUUUCGCCACGUCUAUGGUCAAACUGCGCGUAAAGACAAGUGUUAUGAGAACGUGAAAAUCACCAAAGACGCCCACGAUUCCAAUUGCUGUGCCGCUAAUCCGAAAUUCUUGGCCAUUAUUACGGAAGUGGCCGGAGGUGGAGCCUUUAUCGUUUUGCCGCUAGAAAAAACGGGCCGCUUGGAUCUUAACGUUGGCAAGGUGACGGGUCAUGCCGGACCUGUCCUCGACAUCAAGUGGAAUCCGUUUAACGACAAUGUUAUCGCUUCGGCUUCUGAAGAUUGUACCGUCAAGCUGUGGCACAUACCCGAUGGUGGAUGUACGGAAAACGUCCAGCAAUGGCUAGUGGAACUCCGCGGUCACAAACGACGCUGUACCUACAUCGAAUGGCAUCCAACUGCCGAUAAUGUGCUUCUCAGCGCUGGUUCGGAUCACCUCAUUUUCGUCUGGAAUAUCGGGACUGGGACACCUAUCAACAUAAUCGAAUGUCACCCGGAUGUCAUCUAUUCCAUGUCGUUCAACCGCGACGGCUCUCUACUGGCCACAACCUGCAAAGACAAGCAGUUGCGGAUCGUGGAGCCGAGGACGGGCCGAGUGAUCAAGGAGGGCACUUGUCAUGUUGGCAGCAAAGCCAGCAAAGUGGUCUACUUGGGUGACACGGGCCGGCUUUUCACAACUGGCUUUUCUCGCCAAUCAGAUCGCCAGUACGCCUUGUGGUCGCAAGAGGAUCUGAGUACGCCCCUGCGCUGUGAAAUGAUCGAUUCUUCAUCGGGUAUUUUGAUCCCUUAUUAUGAUGCGGAUACUCGGAUGAUAUACGUGGCCGGGAAAGGCGACGGUAACAUCCGCUACUAUGAGAUAGUGGAUGAGGAACCGUGGAUCCAUUACUUGACACAGUACUUGUCCGGCUCCCCACAACGCGGUCUUGGCUACAUGCCAAAACGAGGAGUUCAGACGCAAGUCUGCGAGACUUUCCGCUUCUACAAGUUGCACGCUACCCGGGGAUUGUGCGAGCCCAUCAGUAUGAUUGUGCCCCGAAAGAGCGAAACCUACCAAGACGAUCUUUACCCGGACACGGCAGCACCUACUCCAGCCCUUACGGCCGAAGAAUGGAUCAAAUGCAUCAAUCGCGACCCGGUUCUCAUGUCUAUGAAAACAGGAUCGGUCCUACCACACGCAGUCAGGACAUUCAAACCCGUCCGCUACGACCCGGUGGAGCGCAAACUGCUGACUUCUGACAAGAAUAACGACAAAAAGUUUGCUUUCAUCACGCAGGAGACUGUCGUCGAUUAUCGACCGGUAGAGCGCGCAGAAUCUGGCUUCCACGACAUGAGCCCGUCGACGGACGAGGACGAAACAGCCUCGUCCGAUUCGCACGAACAUGACGACGAGGACGAGGACGAUAGCGAUCCCACGGCCCAACGAGAAAGGAUCCGUCGAAAUCACGUCUGGGCCAUCAUCAGUUUGCUGGAAGAACAGGCCAAAGGACCUUAUCAUUUGAUGAUGAGAGCGGCCGACGCCAAGGCGGCAAAGACUUCGACCAAUCUGGGCACAAAGUUCCAGCAGACGCAACAAAUGUGGUCUCGUCCUACGCGUUCCAUGACUCAGUUGAACAUGGUCUCGCCCACUAAUGGAAUCCACAAAGCCAAUAGCAUCGGUAUUGGGAGCAUUGGGGCGACGAACCAGCGUGCUAUUUCCGGAAGUGCUUUCAUAACAUCGGAGAAAGCUAUCGAAAUCAUCGACGCCCCUGUUAAAGGAACUGAGUUAAGGCGGGCUUACGAUGCCCAAGGAGAAGAAAUCCGGCGCUUGAAGCAGCAACUGGUACUCAAAGACCGUCGCAUACACGAGCUUGAGGAGCAACUCCAGCGUUUCAAAAUGUCUUUUAUCACCGAUUCAACAGCGUGAUUGCAGCUGGCAAGCAUCACGUCCUUGCCCUACGAAUUGCGGAAGAACCCGACUGAUAGAAACAAAAAAGUCCCAUCACUUCUUUGUGAUCGAUGUAAAUAUUAAUAGGAAGACUGUCGGCAGACGUUUUAUUUUCGCUUAAAAAACUCGUGUUUUUGACCAUUGGCGAUAAUGCUUCACUUGUGAAGAGAGCGAUGAGACUGGUUCAGCUGGCCAGUGUCUCGCUUAUCCAUUCUAUCUAGAAGUGUUUGUUGGUCGAAUGCCAGUUCGUGCGUUUGCUGCUUUCCCUUCUUUUUUUUUUUAUAAUUUUAUUUUUUCUAUGAGUAUAUUUUUGAUGUUCUGCCUCACCGGAAUUGACUCGGAACUUUUUCGUUUGCCCGAAACCGUUAAAGAAGUCUUUUUUCUUUUCCUCCAUUUUGUUCUCGAUUUGCUCUGCCUCGCCUGUGUAAAAAAAAUGUUUUUUUUUCUUUUCUUAUAAAUAUAUACAUAUGACAACUUAAA
Daphnia carinata is the source of this 2838-nucleotide messenger RNA. RefSeq names its product coronin-2B-like. Gene Ontology annotation, biological process: actin filament organization. NCBI's taxonomy places the organism in Eukaryota, Metazoa, Arthropoda, Branchiopoda, Diplostraca, Daphniidae. Gene Ontology annotation, molecular function: actin filament binding. Bases 391 to 2337 code for a protein of 648 amino acids. The transcript has 8 exons. The record is from RefSeq and is a predicted model, not a curated record.